UACUCCCAACCAAGCUCGCUACCACCCCACACCCUAACUUGAAAGGGAUUCCGCGGCAUGCCGUCCCCCUUGUCUCCCUCACCUGGCAGUGCCAACGCUAAUGUAGUAAUCCCAUCCCCCACAGCGAGGCUAAGACCUUGGCUCUUCUCAGUCUGACCAACUGAUAUCUCGUUGACUUUCUCCGAGUUCCUGUAUUUAGUCGUCGGGGCACGAGUUCUUAAGAUCGGCGUACAGCGUUCCUAAUAUCCAGCAGAGCAACCGACUGACUGAAUCCAACUGGACUUCUGUCGGUAUCCCCCCCGCCUCUUCGACCUUGACUUGCGACGCCAAACGUACAGAGCUAUCCACGAUGUCGGCCUCCGACUCUGGCGAUGUACCUGUAAAGGCCACGGUGGAGGAACUCGAGAAGGGAGAGGGAAAUGUCACCCCAGCCGGCUCUCUGGUAGAUCAGCGACUGACGCGUAGGGUUCUCUGGAAGCUGGACACGAGGAUUCUUCCCAUCCUCGCUCUCCUGUUCCUUUGUUCGUUCCUGGACAGGACCAACGUGGGGAAUGCCCGGCUGUAUGACCUUGAGAGGGAUCUCGGCAUGACGGGCUUCCAAUACGACCAGGGCCUCGCUGUCUUCUACGCAACGUACAUCCUAAGCGAGAUACCGAGCAAUCUGAUCCUCAAGAAGCUGACACCUCAGGUCUGGCUACCUUGUCUGACCGUCCUCUGGGGCUUAGUCGCCAUGUGUCUCGGGUUCGUCCACAACUUUGCCGGGUUUGUUGGCGUGCGCGCAUUGCUCGGACUAACGGAAGGUGGCUUGCUACCGGGAAUGGUUCUCUACCUGUCGAGCAUUUACACGAGAGGAGAACUCGCCUUGCGCAUCGGUAUCUUCUACACCGCAGCCUCCCUUUCGGGCGCAUUUGGAGGUCUUUUGGCUCGCGGCCUGUCCGAGAUCGGCACACGAGGUGGCCUCAACCGAUGGAGAUGGAUUUUCGUGAUAGAAGGUCUCUUCACUGUGUUAGUCGGCAUCGCGACUUACUUCGUGCUGCCCAAUGGUGCGAGCACCGCAAGAUUCCUCACGACCGAAGAGCGUGAGUUCGCCGUCGCCCGCCUCCAUAUAUCCAGCGAUGGCAACCGCGAAAAGGAAUCGAACGAGAAGUUCGCCUGGUCCGAGGUGGCUCGUGGCGUCUUCAGUGCGCAGACCUGGUUUACGGCCUGCGCAUACUUUGGUAUCCUGAGCGGGUUGUAUAGCUUCGGCCUCUUCCUCCCAACAAUCAUUACCGGGUUAGGGUAUACGGCAAACGAGGCCCAACUGUGGUCCGUGAUCCCGUACGCGGCCGCCUCCGUAGUCACAGUAUGCACGGCAUUCCUCUCGGACCGCUUCCGCGUUAGGGGGAUUGUCAUGCUCUGCUCGCUUCCCCUGGCGAUCGUAGGGUACGCCGUGAUCGCAAACACGCAAGACAAUAAGGUCAAGUACGGCAUGACCUUCCUCAUGGCCACCGGCCUCUACAGCAGCGUGCCGCCCGUGCUCGGCUGGCUCUCAAACAAUUCUGCCGGCCACUACAAGCGGGCUACGACGAGCGCGCUGCAGCUUAUGAUCGCCAACUGCGGUGGGUUCGUCGCCGUCUUCAUAUACCCGCGGACGCAGGGGCCGGCGUACCGCGAGGGUCACACGAUCGUCUUGGGCCUGCUGUGCGCCGGCUGGCUCUUGAUCCUGUGCAACGUGCUAUAUUGCUGGAAGAUCAACCGCGAUAAGGCCAAUGGCAAGUAUGACAAGUAUCGCGGGUAUGGUGACGACCGGGACCCCACGUUCAAGUUCGUCCUGUAAGAAGCGAGCCAGGUCCAGCGGCGAAAAGGGCUCGAGAGGGUUGGCGUGCUUGGUAUGGGCUUGCAUUGUCGUUUAAGCACGGUGACGAGGUAAACAUCCACGAGAGAUAUCCCCUCCGAUGAUACAGCAUGUGUUUUGGCAUUACCUUAUGUGAUGAUUGGGGCUGUCGAAGGGGAGAGAGGGAAGGGGUUGCUGGGAGGUGAUCGGUCUUUUUGUUGCUCACGGGCUAUUAUACCGGCAGUUGGGUAUUCGGAGGAGACUCUUAUAGACUAUACGGAACGAUGAACAC
Messenger RNA from Durotheca rogersii, 2105 nucleotides. Its product is annotated as MFS general substrate transporter. NCBI's taxonomy places the organism in Eukaryota, Fungi, Ascomycota, Sordariomycetes, Xylariales, Xylariaceae. The record is from RefSeq and is a predicted model, not a curated record. Gene Ontology annotation, biological process: transmembrane transport. Gene Ontology annotation, cellular component: membrane. The transcript is spliced from 11 exons. Gene Ontology annotation, molecular function: transmembrane transporter activity. Bases 350 to 1816 code for a protein of 488 amino acids.